Molecule: messenger RNA, 5172 nt
Organism: Notodromas monacha
Lineage: Eukaryota; Metazoa; Arthropoda; Ostracoda; Podocopida; Cyprididae
Source: the annotation of a GenBank genome assembly
AUGUAUUUUGCGCACGGUGGUAGUUCUGGUGCAGUCGAGCGGCGACAAUAUCUUCAGAGGAUGGAGUCAUUUUAUCAACGUGAGGAUGGAUAUUCGAUAAGCCUGCUGCUGUCGUUGACUGAUCUACACUUCAUGAAUGACAGCUUCUGUGUGGAGAACAUAUCUGAAUUCCCAAUCGCCAAUAUUCUCUCUUACCCUCUAGUGGAAAUCGUUGAAGCGCAUCUGAGGCAAGUUCAUUGCUUUUGCGAGCGUCCUGGAGUGGAGAAUUUGGAAAACGGCGUGUCCUGGCAAGUGAAUGCCCUUGCAGCGGCAACGCGAUUUGUUUCUCAAACCCAAGACAAGAACUGGCCCAUCCCGAUUCUGGUCACGGUCGCGAGGGACCUUAGGCGAUUAACUUUCAAACUCAUGUCCUUGAAGAAAACCUUGGACGGAGUAGAAGAUGACGACGAUUCAACGAAACGCGAUCCUUCUGGAGUGGCGUCGGAUGCCAUCAUGAGCGCAUUUCGGGUUUGCGCAAGCGAUGUACGUACGGCUGAAGCAGAAAGCAAGCGAUGGGGUAUGCUUGGACUUGUGAAUCAGAUGCUGCGUAUUUAUGCCAAAGGUGGUCAUCUGGAGUUGUAUCGUCCAUUGAUGAGGGCGAUUGACUCAAUAACGAUGAAAGACAAAUUUCCGGUUGCUCAAAUGGUUACUUAUAAGUAUCUUGUUGGCCAGAAGCAUGUGUUCGAUGGCGAAUUUCAUAAAGCUGCGGAGAAACUGACUUAUGCGUUCGAACGAUGCAUGAAAUCCAAUGUUGGCAACAAGAGACGAAUUCUGUUGUAUUUGAUCCCAACGAAAAUGAUCUUGGGUCAGAUGCCCAAACUGCUCUUGCUAAAGAAAUACAACCUCGAGCAGUUUGAGGAAGUGACAUUGGCUGUCAAGCAAGGCAAUGUUCGACGGUUGAAUGAAGCGCUCGAAACAAACCAUGACUUCUUCGUCGAACACGGGAUCUAUUUGAUCUUGGAAAAGCUGCUGACUAUGACCUGUAGAAAUCUCUUUAAAAAGAUCUUCCUGCUUUUCAAUUCGCAUCAAAUAGACAUCCUCUUAUUUGAACGUGCGCUGAGAUUUCUCGGAAUGGAAGAUGUCGAUACAGCCGAAACCCAGUGCAUCGUCGCCAAUUUGAUAGACGAGGGAAGAAUCAAAGGGUACAUCUCUUUGAAGCACAAUAAGCUUAAAAUGAACAACGGCAAUGUGAGUGAUCCGGUGGGGCGCGCGGUAUGUGAUCUUUCUCCUGUGCCGACGGUUCAUCAUGUGCAGGCUUUGUACCCAUUCAAAGGAUCCAAUAAUGACGAGCUGUGCUUCAGGAAAGGUGAUAUAAUUACUGUCACUCAAAUGGAGGAAGGUGGUUGGUGGGAAGGGACCCUUCGAGGAAGAACUGGCUGGUUCCCUUCCAACUACGUCAAAGAAUGCGAACCUGGCACCGAAGUGGGUAUUGGGUCGUCCUCAACAUCCUCUCCGUCCUCUUCUGCUCUUCUUGCGCCACAACAGCAGUUUGCCAAUAGAGUUAAAAUUUUGGAAACUUUCAUCGAAGCGGAAAGGGCGUUUCUGUUGGAAAUGGACAAUUUUCUUCUGCAAAUGGUUCCACCGUUGCGUAAUCACAAAGUAAACUUGGACGACUUGUCAUCUCUUUUCACGGACCUGGAGCGCCUUGUUGCGGCCCAUCGAACUCUGAUGACGACUGUCGUCACUGAAUCGCGUAGACAGAGUUGUGAUGCCAACGGAAAUGAUGCUGGGUCAGGAUUUAGUGCCGGGCCUCGCAUAGGCAAAAUCUUCUUGCAAAAUGCCGCCGAACUACAAGCUGUUCAUACUGUGUACUCUCGAGCUCAUCCGAAGGCGGUUGGCGUAAUCGACAAAUUCAGAGAUGAGAUCAACGCGCAUUUGAUGAAAGCCACUAGUGGAGCUGGUGGAGUGAUAGUGUUGAUCAAGAAGCUGUCUGGACCAUUUCGUCGUCUUUCACAAUUCCCACCGUUUCUUCAGGAGUGGAAAGGACAGCUAGAAGAUAGUAAUCCAGACAGAGGAGAUUCUCAGAGAGCCGCUCAAUUUUUUCGUGAUGUUGUAGCGGAGUGCAGCGCACAUCGACGAGAAGCCGAAUUGGAGCUGGAAGUGAUGAAUGGGAAUUUUACGGAUUGGGACUCUGGUCAGUGUCCGUUGCCGAAGCAGCUGGGACCGAUCCUGAAAAUGAGCCGUGCCUUGAUAAUGUGGGAUGGGCUGAGGUCAAAGGAGAAAACUGCAGCUCAUCGGUUCCUGUUAGCUUUCGCCCGUCAACUUGUUGUUCUGUCCACUGCUCCAACGAUGACGUCGUUCGUUUUCCAGGGGAAUAUUCCAUUCACGCACGUGACGUCGAUAGAAGUCCUGGACGACGUGGAAGGCAGAAGUUUCUCGCUGGAAGGCCCAAACAUGGACAAACUCACUGCGACUUUCGAGCAAAAGGUCGAAUGCACCGACUGGGUCCACCUCGUGGAGAAGCAAACCGGCUGCACGUCCGCCGGCGCCGCGGUCGCCACGCAUCGUCGUCAAUCAUCCCUCGAUCUUCGUGAGGUGAGCGUCGACUUCCUGCCUUACGAAAAGCUAACCGACUUGUUCCUCCGACUCCGCGUCCACAACGCCAUCCCUGCCUUUCUCGUGUCCCGCUUUCGUCGCGGACUUCCGGCGUUGCCCGAGAGGCGUUGGCGACCCAAGGUCUACGCCGAGACCAGCACCCAAACGGAGCGAGUGACGUGUUGCGAACCUGUCGAUGACCCAUCAGAAUUCAUUCAAUGUCUUCCUUCGACGACGAAUGAAGAUCCCGGCGACGACCGCGUGUGCAUAGAAGAGAUAGAAUCCGUUCCUCUGAAUGAUACUUCACCCGAAGAUCUGAACCAUGAUCUUAGUCGCCGAGUCACUGUUCCACGUGCGAGACCGCGAGGAUUGGUGAAGUUUGAUUUCACUUGGAAACGUCGUGGGUGGUCAGUGUUCGACGCGUGGCGCCCGGAAACGAGUUACGGACCUCCGGAAAUGCUGCACUGGUCGAGUACGUCUCUAGUGGACUCGUGUUCUCAGCACGUGUCUUCCUCUGCGUCUUCAUUCGACAACGGGAGAAACAAGCCGGGAUUGCGUCACUGGGAAUCGCAGUUCUUCAUCAAAGACACCCCGAAAGGUGCGGAUGAGUUCGAGCUUCCUGGGAAUCGACUCACGGAAGCACCUUUAGCGGAAGACGAAGCCUUGACAGAUGAGUCGGUCCCGAGCUUACCCUACGAAGGCCGAAGGCAUUCUGCUCCUUGUUCUGUUUCCGAAACGUUGGACUUUCCUGGAGGCGUUUUUGUGGUGUGUGAUCAGGUGUGUGGCUCGCUUGAUAUUUCCGGCAUCGGAUUCAUUGACGAAGAAGCAACGAGAGUCAGUGUGGAAAUCAGUGCGUUGUGUGAGACGUCGGCGAAUGACACGGAGCCGAAGGAAACUCACGAAUUGUGCGACUUGACGCCUCCUGAAGUGGUUUCUGAUGACGUUGACGAAGUGAGGGACCAUGGGAAUGAGCCUUUUCCGAUGACCAUUCAAUUAGGUACAGUAUUUUGUGACCCAUGUGAUGAAUUGUCGAAUACAAAUGUGUGCUGCCAUCGUCUCAGUCCUGAACCUUCAGUGAGUGACGCGAAGAAUCGUGUUGAAAUUCCGGAAAACUGCGAAGAAAGCAGUGAAAUUCCACAUUUGAACGUGGAAGAAACCGAACUCAGUCAAAUCUCAUCUAAACGAAUAGAAGAUAUUAAUUCUCAAACAUGUGAAGACGCGACAAAAAAUGUCAUUUGUGUUUCGGAAUGCAGCGAUCAUCCUCCGGGUUGUCUUUCUAUCACAAAGGAAGAUUUUUCUUCCCGGGAAGAAGUGUGUGAAGCGAAUGAUUGUUUAGCUGCAACCCCCUUUCCAAAAACGAAGGAAGACAGCGAUGAAAAGCUUCCAGGAGAGAUCUCCACUUUGCAGAAUGACGAACGAGGUGAUGUAAUGGAAAUCGACGCCGAAAUCCAUAAUUCAGAAACAGUGUGCACAAUUACGAGUGAAUGCGAAGAAUUUCGAUCAGGUUGCGAAGAUGUUCAGAAUUUCGAUUGUUCAGAAAAUGGAUUUGAUAUUCCAAUUGAAGAUGCAUCGAGAUUAGUGCAGCAAAUCUUUAGAUCCUGUGACGAAAGCCGAUCGAAUGAGCAAAAGACCGAGGAAAGUGUUCGAAUCCCAAAGGUUGAAGAAGAUAAUCGAUGUGAAAUCAGUGUCAGAGAAAGCACCGAUUUGGAGGCCUGGUCGAAAUUACAAUCCGAACUCGAUUUCGAAACGCAGUCGAAGCCGGACAUCGUUCCUCGACAAGAUAAGAGUCUCGCGAAACCAGACCUUAUAUUCGUUGACAACGAAGCCGCGAAUAGUAAUUCGUCUUCGGAAGAAGCGGAAGUUGUUGUUCUAAGUGAUGAAUGCCCCGAAGAUGACGAGGCUUCGAGUUCCAUUGUAGUCUAUGAUCCUGGCUUUGCGCUCAGCGUUGUGGAAGAGUCGGUUUUGUACGUUGCUCCUCGAGUCAAUAGGUCUUUCGCGCCGUCUUCCAGCACGGAAACGGAAGUUGAAGAAGAACAGGAUGAAAGGCCGAUUUUUCGGUCGCAGCUUUAUGCGCAUUGGUAUUGCUGGAGAAAUCUCAACGCUGCAGGUGAACCCUCCGUGUUGUCGGACUUCGUGACCCGCAUGAAACCCAAUUGUCGAAUGCUGAUUGUUGUAGUGAAGAGGACUUGUAGAAACAUGAUGUCGGAUCCGUCAGCGGACGCCCGGGCAGCGACUGAAACAUUCCGUAGAGGCGGCUCAUUGCGAGUGGGCUCUUGUAGCAAACCUACCGCCAUGUUCCCAGUGACACCCCAAUCCGUUCCAAAAGCAUCUAUAGUGAAGCAAGCCGAAGUGGAACCCAAGAAAUCGGCGAUGGUGAUGGGAGUUGAACCUCAGUUGCGCGAGGAGGCGCCGUGGCGAGAAGGCAUGACGCAGAUUUUCCACGCUGGAGAAAAUUUGAUUGCCGAAGUUGUGGAUGCCUAUUGUCGACUCAAGUGUGCUGCUAUUUCUCAAGGUCCGUUUUCGAUGGGUUUUGAAGAAGAGAGUGCAGUGGAUGCCAUGCAGAUCGUGGAUAGUUACCCGAAUAUGUCUUCUGGGUAA